Messenger RNA from Eruca vesicaria subsp. sativa (arugula), 342 nucleotides. The record is from the annotation of a GenBank genome assembly. Lineage: Eukaryota; Viridiplantae; Streptophyta; Magnoliopsida; Brassicales; Brassicaceae.
AUGUUGAAACGCGAUUCAAGAUAUGUCCCCGACUCAUCCAAUACGGCUUGGUCUUGCCCUCAAUUUCUAUUUGUUGAUGUUUUGAUUCACCUUCAGACAUUUGAAGAAGCCAUCGUUGAGCUUCACACACUGAGAGAAGAAUCCUACAAAGCCAACACUCUUAUUAUAAAGUUGUUGAGAGACAAUAUAACCCUCUGGACCUCUUCACAUCCUUUUUCCCACACCUUGGUUCCCUACUUGACCUUCAAAUUUCACUUGCUUCACUAUGAGAUUCAUGUCAACAAAAGAUGUGUCAGCUUGACAAUCGGUGAGACAAUUGAUGACUUUACCAUGGUCCACUAG